Acaulospora colombiana is the source of this 1434-nucleotide messenger RNA. The record is from the annotation of a GenBank genome assembly. NCBI's taxonomy places the organism in Eukaryota, Fungi, Glomeromycota, Glomeromycetes, Diversisporales, Acaulosporaceae.
AAUAAAUGGGAUUUACAGAUAAGUCAACCAAAGGAUCUAGAUAGAACGGAAGGUCGAACCUUGUCGUUUACGGAACAAAUUUAUAGUUUUCGUAUACCCACGCGCGGCGAGGCUUUGGAUGUUGUAGGCCUCGAUGAUAGAUCAUUGUUUGUGGUGACAACAAGUCCAGUUGUCUUACAUGCCAUCGAUCAAGAACAUCACAAAAUUUUGAGCAUAGAUUUAUAUGAAUAUUUCCCAUUGCAGAAAGACAGCGUCGAAGGGCAAUAUUAUAUGGUUUAUUCUGUGCAAAGUGAACAUAGAAUUAGGAUUCCAAAUACCCUCCAAAAGAUUGAUGUUCAAGGAUUACUAAAAACCAUCCCGGAGGAGGUCACGUAUAUUUCGCGCGAUGGGGUGGCUCAACAAAACGUGUCAUCCGCCAGAUUCUUGAGAAACAGGAAUGAUUCCAAUGCAGUAUCCAUAAUUUUGAAUUUACCAGAUGCACUGAUAAAUGAAGUUGGUGUCAUGCGUGAAAAGGUUGGUGGUGGAAGUGGCAACACGUCAAAUAAUAAUCAAUUGGACGUCAAGAUUCUUUCGUAUAUGAGAGAUUCGGGGGAUGAUAUGAGCAAUUUUCACAAAAACCUCAAAAGUGUUUCAUUAUUCUUGACGCGUUCCGGGCAACUAGCAACCAUUAUUCCGCUAGAGGAUGGUAGAAGUGAAGGGUACUUGGAAAUAUUCAAUCCUACUCAAAACACCUUAUGGCGAGUGACCAUACCAUUGGCUAUCUCCGCCUCUAACAGUGGCACAGGAAGGUUUGAUAGGGAUGUGGUUAUGCUACUGGAAUUGCCUAAUGGAGAUUUGCUAACUAUGGACAUUAGUGGUGUUGCCCGUGUGUGGCAGGUCGACGCUGGGCAACUAAUAAAGGCUGCAAAUACUUGGAAAAAGUUGGUUGGAAACAUAGAUCAACACACCUUGUCGAUUAUAUAUGAAGAUUCGGAGGGAAGAAUUAUCUCGCAAACUACGGAUGAUAUAGACAGUCAACGAAAAACGAUCGCCGAUGGAAGCGGUAGUGGUGAAGGUAUUGGAGGAGGUGAUGGUAAAGGUGAAGGCGCUGGAGGUGGCGAAGGUGCUGGAGAAGGUGGCGGAGAUUCAAUGAAUUUGGAUGGACGACAGCCAACUUUUAUCGAUGUUUCUAAUUUACAAAUUAGAUCUGAAGCCAAACCACCUCUAGAAUUAACAGAUGCUCAAAGAGAAUUUCAUCAAAUGAUGGUGAAAAAGAAACUUGAACAAGUUAACAUGACUCAAAAAGAUUCUGAGACGUAUCAGUCAUAUAUGAUCAAUGUGCAACGUGAAAUUCGUCAGUUACGCGUAAUCUUGGAAAGUAUUGAGGCUAAAAAUAAAGAGAGGGUAUGGCUCAAAAAUCAAAGUUCAGGAGACGUCGAUGACACAAAAUUGUAA